Messenger RNA from Striga hermonthica, 1713 nucleotides. Lineage: Eukaryota; Viridiplantae; Streptophyta; Magnoliopsida; Lamiales; Orobanchaceae. The record is from the annotation of a GenBank genome assembly.
AUGGAUUGCUUCGAAGAAAUUCUUGAAACGCCGGCGAUUGCCUACGAGCUCCUAUUCAAGUCGGCUGCUGCGAUACCCUUGUCCCAUUAUUUGGUGGGGACGAUCCUGUUUCUCGUUGUGUUUUGGUACAAUUUUCUGGAGUUUCAUUUUUUUCAGGAUCUUUUUACUGGCUUUCGUGGUGGUCCCGUGUUGCUGACGUACAACCCCAGCUCCGAGAUUUACCAUGGGGUUGUGGCCAAGUGUAGGGCGCUCCAUGGGAGGUACCUGGCUACUCCCUGGCUCUCGAGCCCACAUAUCCAAACUUCAUUUGUAAACUUCUUGGGGAGGCCACCAGUGUUUACCUACAGAAGGCAGAUGUUUCAUGCACCUGAUGGUGGGACGUUUGCUCUGGAUUGGCUAUUGCAUUCUGAUGUUGUGCAUGGAGUAGCUUCUCCAAAUAAUCAUGCAAUUGCCAAGGAUGAUAAAACUCCUAUUGUGGUUAUGAUCCCGGGUCUAACAAGUGAUUCAGCUUCUCCUUAUAUGAAACACCUUGUCUUUGAUACUGCAAAAAAUGGAUGGAAUGUGGUGGUCAGCAAUCACCGGGGUCUUGGUGGUGUCUCAGUUACCUCCGAUUGCUUCUACAAUGCCGGAUGGACCGAAGAUGCACGCCGAGUGAUUAACCACCUACAUCAUGAGUAUUCAGAAGUUCCUUUGUUUGUUGUGGGAACUAGUAUUGGUGCUAACAUUUUGGUAAAAUAUCUUGGAGAAGAUGGGGAGAAUGUCCCGAUUGCAGGUGCCGCUGCAGUUUGCUCUCCUUGGGAUCUUUUGGUCAGUUUAAUAUGUUCUUUUAUUGGUUUUGAGAUUUCUUCGAUCCAUGAAACCCGCUAUUCUCGCCUUGCUAACUGGGAAGGCAUUAAAAAGUCACGUUCUAUUCGGGAUUUUGACACCCAUGCCACUUGUCUCGUUGGGAACUAUGAGACUGUUGAUACAUACUAUAGACGAUGUAGCAGUUCGGCUUUUAUUGGUCAAGUUUCUGUUCCAUUGCUCUGUAUUAGUGCAUUAGAUGAUCCAGUUUGCACCCGAGAAGCCAUUCCCUGGGAUGAAUGCCGAGCAAACAAAAAUGUAGUCCUAGCUACUACGCAACAUGGCGGACAUCUCGCGUUUUUUGAAGGCAUAUCAGGAUCUCGCCUAUGGUGGGUGAGAGCUGUUAAUGAAUAUCUUGGUGCCUUGCUCUCGAGCUCCCUCAUGCAUACACAGAAGAAGGCUGAAAAUGUGGGCCCCCAUUCCCCAACGACCCAAUCCUCGAUCGAUCAAGGCCCGUAUCUAAACGUGGCUGAUGGCAUGGUGGCAGCUAUGGGAAACGAUCCAACAGAAGGCAUUGCAGAGAAAAACAAUCAUGAUGAUGAUGAUCAUGUGGACCAGAUUGUAUCGGCUACAGAAAAUGAAUGUGGGCCCACAAGUGUCGACCAGAUUGUAUCGGCUACAGAAAAUGAAUGUGGGCCCGCAAGUGUCGGUAGGAAGCCCGAUUUCCGUGCAUCUGAAAAUGGGGGCCGAUCUAAGAGCAGUUCGGGUUUUAUUGAGAGGUGCUUUUAUCAGAUUUCUCGACAAAGUAAUAAGUCGAUUUGGCUGCUUGCUUAUAUAGCUGUUAUUUCGAGCUGGCCGAUUGUUGGGGCAGCUUUCGGUUUUCUCUUCAAGAGAAAGUUUAAAAAAGUCUUGCCGGCAAAGGUAAAAUAA